Molecule: messenger RNA, 5982 nt
Organism: Symbiodinium pilosum
Lineage: Eukaryota; Dinophyceae; Suessiales; Symbiodiniaceae
Source: the annotation of a GenBank genome assembly
AUGCGUGACUAUUUUAUUCGCCGCACGCUGCUUGUCAUUCCUACGCUUAUCGGCAUAACGAUGCUGGUGUUUAUGGUCACUCGGUUUGUCCCGGGGGGGCCGCUGGAACGUGCGCUGAUGGAAGCCCAGCAAGCCAGCAUCAGUGCCGGGAGCUCUCGCUCUGUGGGCCAGGGUAUGGCUAUUUCGGAAGAUCAACUUAAUCAGUUACGUGAAUACUACGGUCUCGAUAAACCCUGGUACGAAAGUUACGUGCUGUGGGUGGGCAAAGUUGCACAAGGCGACCUGGGCACCAGUUAUCGCUAUAACGAGCCGGUCUGGGAUGUGAUCAGCCAGCGCUUUCCGAUAUCAAUCUUUUACGGCCUCGCCAGUUUAAUCAUCACGUAUAUCGUCUGUAUUCCUCUGGGCAUCGUCAAAGCCAUCGGGCAUCGAACGCCGAUGGACAACAUCACUUCGAUUAUCGUUUUUGCGGGCUACGCGGUGCCGGGCUAUGUACUGGGCGCAUUGCUGCUGCUGUUUUUCGCAGUAGAACAGGACUUUUUCCCGAUGGGGGGGUUUACCAGUUUCAACUUCGAUGAAAUGAGUGGUGGCGAAAAGGUCAUCGACAUACUCCACCAUGCGACGCUGCCGCUUAUCUGUUACAUGGUGGGCAGCUUUGCUGUCACCACCAUGCUGAUGAAAAACAAUCUUAUGGACAACCUCGCUGCCGACUACGUUCGCACGGCGGUUGCUAAAGGUGUGCCGUUCAAGAAAGCCGUCUCCGGUCACGCGCUGCGAAACUCGAUUAUUCCCAUCGCAACAACCUUUGGUCAGAACAUCACCCUGCUGGUCACGGGUUCAUUCCUGAUCGAAACAAUUUUUGACAUUGACGGUUUUGGACUGCUCGGCCUGACCAGUGUUUUUGAUCGCGACUAUCCGGUUGUUAUGGGCAUCAUUUUCCUCACCAGUCUGCUGUUGCUGGUGGGCAACAUCCUGUCUGAUCUUCUUGUUGCAGCGGUAGAUCCGCGAGUGCAGAUCAAGCUCGGCUACUACUCAGCCAUCACGCUUGUCGUGUUGGUCGUUUUUUCCCUUCUGGCGGAAUUGGUGAUCAACGACCGCGCGUUAUUCAUCAGCUAUAACGGUGAGUGGCAUUUUCCCACCUACAGCGAUGUUGAACUGGGCGCGAACUACGGCUUGACCGGAACAGAUGCCGUCAUACCCGUUGACUACCGUAAACUGGCAACCCACUUCGAAGGCACUGAGCACACGGUCAUCAUGCCGCUGAUACCCUGGGGACCUUAUACCAAUGACACCUCAGAAGGGGUUCUAAAGGCGCAGGGGCCAGACUUUGAGCGCAAACAUUACCUCGGCACAGAUACCACAGGACGAGAUGUGCUCGCACGCCUGGUCUACGGAUUUCGCACUGCGAUAUUUUUUGCCAUUGCCUUCACCGUAUUAACUUAUCUCAUCGGAGUGAGCAUCGGCUGCGCUAUGGGUUAUUUUGGCGGCACAUUUGACCUUUUGUUUCAGCGGGUGAUUGAGAUCUGGUCAAACAUUCCGUUUCUGUACAUGGUCAUCAUUGUCUUUUCCGUCAUUCCCAGUACGUUCGCGAUCAGUACCCGAAUCACCAUCCUGUUGCUGAUCAUGGUGUUGUUCGGCUGGACGGGUCUGACCUAUUACAUGCGCACCGAAACCUACAAAGAAAAAGCCCGGGAUUACACCGCCGCGGCCUUGGUCCUGGGUGCCGGUACUGCACGUGUGCUAUUCCGCCACAUUCUGCCUAACACGAUUUCCACCAUGAUCACCUUUGUUCCUUUCACCGUCGUCAGCGCAAUUACCGCUAUUACGGCGCUGGAUUUCCUUGGCUGGGGCCUCCCACCACCCACACCCAGUAUUGGCGAGCUUUUGAAACAGGGCACUGCCAAUCUGACCACCGCGCCAUGGAUUGUGACCUCUGCCUUUGUGGCCCUGGUCUUUGUCCUGGCUGUUGUCACUUUCAUUGGUGAAGCCGUGAGACCGAUGUACCGUCUUUAUUCUGAAAUGUCAUACGGCUGGCGCACUUUGCUGGUCGCUUCCACCUUGGUCCUGCUCAGCGCCUGCGGUGGUUCGGAUGAGCCUACUGCGGAGCAGUCUGCAGCUGCGGAUGCCGACUUCGCCAGCAAAAAGGCGGCGAUGCUGGCCCAUAUGCAGAACCACUUCGACACCGAGUAUUCGCUUCCACCUGCUGUGCAGGAAGCCGUGGAACGAGGUGAGAUAAGUGCAGAAGAGAUAGACAAACGUGCAGCUGCCGGAGAAUUCGAAAAGUUCUUUCAAUUCAAAACACCCGCGGAUGUGCCUUCCGAUCUGGUCUGGGAAAACGGCAUGGAUCUGCCUGAUAUCGGCAGCGAUCAGGCCACCAAGGGCGGCACCCUGUACCUCAGCUUGAGUGAUUUUCCACGCACGCUGCGCCUUCUCGGGCCGGACUCCAACGGCUCUUUCCGAACGUGGAUUCUUGAUGACACGCGCAUGCGUUUUGCCCAGCGCCACCCCACCGAUACCAGCAUCGACAGCAACGGUAACUUUCGCUACUUCCCUGGAAUCGCCGAAUCAUGGGCGAUGUCCGAAGAUCGCAAAACCGUAUAUGUACGUAUCAACCCCGCGGCAAAAUUCAGCGACGGUAUGCCUAUUACCAGUGAUGACAUGCUCUUCAGCUUCUACUUCUGGCAACAGUCGUUCAUACAGGCGCCCUGGUACAACAACAACUUCCGGCGCAAUUACACAGCCAUAACAAAGUAUGACACACAUACAUUCAGUCUCUCGCUGCCGGAAGCAAAGCCCAAUGUGAUUGGCCGAGCACUCGAGCUCGAACCAAUGCCUUUGCACUUUUUCUACGAAUUUGGUGAGGACUACGUUGAGCGUUACCAAUGGGAAUUUGUACCUACCAGCGGCCCCUAUGUACUCACCCCGGACAAUCUGAAAAAAGGCCGCUCUGUCACGCUCACACGCGACAAAGACUGGUGGGCCAAAGACCUGAAAUUCUGGCGCUACCGCUACAACAUGGAUCGCGUCAGCCUGACCGUUAUUCGAGAUCAGGCCAAAACCUUUGAGGCGUUCAAGAAAGGCGAAAUCAGUUUCGCCUCAAUCUCUUUGCCUGAAUAUUUUUACGAAAAAUUGCCCGCCACAGACGAACUGGUGACCAGUGGUCAGAUACAUCGAGCGGUUUUUUAUAAUGAUGCCCCUCGACCCACUUACGGCUUAUGGAUCAAUAGUGGUCGUCCGCUGUUGAACAACAACGAUGUAAGAGUUGGCAUCAACUACGCGACCAACUUCCAGAAAGUGAUCGACGAAUACUUCCGCGGCGACUACACGCGCAUGCGCACCAGCGCAGACGGAUAUGGUGAGUUCACUCACCCAACCUUAAAAGCGCGGGAGUUUGACGUAGAAAAAGCGCUGGCAAGUUUUGCCAAAGCAGGUUUUGUCGAACGUGGUCCCGACGGCAUUUUAGUCAACGCCAAUGGCGAGCGUUUGAGCUUCACCCUUACAACUGGUUAUGAAGCACUGAAAGACACCCUCACGAUUCUCCGCGAAGAAGCGAUGAAUGCAGGUCUGGAACUACGCCUGGAAGUGCUCGACGGCACUGCAUCAUGGAAGAAGAUUCAAGAAAAGCAGCAUGACAUUGCAUUCUCCGCAUUUAAUGUCGGUCCUGAAAUGUAUCCGCGAUAUUGGGAGACCUACCAUUCUGUCAACGCCUACGAUGCGCCCUGGCUACCGGACGGCAGUGUGAACCCCGAUAGAGAAUUAAAGCCUCAAACCAACAACCUUCAGUCUAUUGCCAACCGGGAACUGGAUCAGCGCAUUGAAGCCUACCGCGCCAGCAACAGCGUUGAUGAAAUGAAACGACUGGCAUUCGAAAUGGAAGAAAUCCUUUACGAGGAUGGUUCCUUCGUGCCUGGCUUUGUUAUCCCAUUUAUACGCGUGGCCUACUGGCGCUGGUUUAACUGGACAUGGAAAAAGAAACACGGGAUGCGCGGCGCAGCGGCAGGACAUUCGAAGUCGUUGACCGGGUUUACGACCGGUACAAAACGGACUAACGCAUUGGCUGUUCAAUCGGAUAACACAGAGCCACUCCUUCGCGUAGACAACCUUGUCACUGCGUUCGAUACAGAGAACGGCCAGAUUAAAGCUGUCGACGGUGUCAGCUUCAGCCUUCAAGCGGGCCGCACGCUAGGUAUUGUUGGCGAGUCUGGUUGUGGCAAAACGGUAACCGCAUUAAGCAUUAUCAAUCUGUUACCAAAACCAACAGCCGAUAUUCUCGAAGGUCAGAUCUGGUUUGAAGGUGAAGACCUGGCAAGCGUACCGAUAGAACGUCUGCACGAUAUACGCGGCGACCGUAUCGGCAUGAUUUUUCAGGAACCGAUGACCGCGCUGAAUCCUGUGCAUCGUGUCGGCCGCCAGAUCAUGGAAACACUGAAGCUGCAUCGAGACAUCAGUGAUGAGGACGCGCUCAAAACCGCCAUCAGCAUGCUGGAAAAAGUAGGUAUUCCCAGUCCGGAGGUACGUGUCAGCGAGUACCCUCAUCAAUUGUCCGGUGGCAUGCGCCAGCGGGUGAUGAUUGCCAUGGCUUUGAUCUGCGAUCCUUCAUUGGUGAUUGCAGAUGAGCCCACCACAGCCCUGGAUGUCACCAUCCAGGCACAGAUACUGGAACUGCUGCAGGAGAUGCAGAACACUUUGAACACCAGCGUCAUCAUGAUCACCCACGAUCUCGGUGUCAUCGCAGAGACCUGUGAUGACGUUCUGGUGAUGUACGCAGGCAGAGUAGCCGAACAGGGCAGCGUCGAAGAAGUAUUUAACCACCCGCUGCAUCCUUAUACCCAGGGUCUGCUGAGCUCAAUUCCAAGACUCAGCACGCCUCGCAAAACAAAGCUGCAGACCAUCGAAGGCAUGGUGCCCUCGCUGACAGAUAUGCCAUUAGGACACCUCUCACAAAGCGGCCUGUCAUCACUGGCAGAAGAUCGACGCCCAGCAGAUCAGCAGAACCCAGACAUGACCACACCGCUGCUAAAAGUAGAAAACCUUAAAGUCCAUUUCCCCGUCAAAGGGGGCAUCCUGCUGCGAGCUGCCGCAUAUAACAAAGCUGUAGACGGUAUAUCCAUUGAGUUGGAACAGGGCGAAACGCUUGGGCUCGUGGGAGAAUCAGGCUGCGGGAAAUCUACCUUUGGCAAAGCCAUUGUGCGCCUCCUGAAACCGACCGAAGGCAAAAUCACUUUUCAGGGUACAGAUGUCACCCACCUCUCCCGUAAAGCGAUGAAACCCCUGCGCCGGGAUGUGCAGAUGAUCUUUCAGGACCCGGGCGAAAGUCUGAAUAGCCGCCUGACAGUUGGCAGCCUGAUCAGCGAAGCAUUUGAUAUCCAUGGCAUAGGUGAACCCCAGUGGCGCAGAACCCGCACCCUUGAGCUGUUAGAACAGGUGGGCUUACCCGCCGCUGCUGCAGAUCGGUUCCCGUUCGAAUUUUCCGGCGGUCAGCGCCAGCGUAUCGGCAUCGCUCGCGCAAUUGCGCUGGAGCCUAAACUGAUUGUCUGUGACGAACCGGUAUCCGCUCUGGAUGUUUCGAUCCAAAGCCAGAUUCUCAACCUUCUGUUAGAUCUGCAGGCAGACAUGCAGUUGUCUUACCUGUUUAUUGCGCACGAUCUCGCUGUGGUCAAACACAUCAGUGAUCGAAUUGCGAUCAUGUAUCUCGGUCAACUUAUGGAAAUUGGUCACGCCGAUGAAAUCUACACAAACCCGGGACACCCCUAUACCCGAGCGCUGAUUGCCGCGAUUCCUGAACCGGACCCCGCGCGCCGCAAUCGACCAAAAAUGAUUCUCCACGGAGAUGUACCCAGCCCCAUCAAUCCACCCAGCGGCUGCGUCUUCCACACCCGCUGCCCCAAUGUGCAGGAUAAGUGUAAGACUGAAAAGCCGGUGCUGCGGGACAUCAUUGCUUCAGAUGGCACACCACACCAGCUGGCCUGCCAUUUCGAUCUGUAA